This is a messenger RNA of Eutrema salsugineum, 1645 nucleotides long. RefSeq lists its product as uncharacterized. Lineage: Eukaryota; Viridiplantae; Streptophyta; Magnoliopsida; Brassicales; Brassicaceae. The transcript has 3 exons. Bases 14 to 1495 code for a protein of 493 amino acids. The record is from RefSeq and is a predicted model, not a curated record.
ACAAAAUCUCAAAAUGGCGUCGAUCACCUGUUCAUCUGAUCAACGUCUUUCAACAAGCAAAAGACGUUUAAAGCCGUUGAUGUUAAGAGAUUACUUACUUGAUGAUCUCAGCUCUUGUUCAUCCAACGGCUUCAAAUCAUUCCCACGUCGUCAAACUCAUCCUUCUUCUUCUUCAUCAUCAUCCACCGUUCGUCGACUCCUUGACGCUGAGAUCAAACGGUCAGGAUUGAUCCAUCAUCACAAACCACGUCUCACCAGAAGAACACGUACAACCUGCGGAACGGCUAUUAGUCACGCCGUUCACAAAGCUUCCACGGCGUUUCUUAACGCCGUUAAAUUGUUACCGUUUCCUUCCACCGUCAUCUCACGGAAAGGAGGAGAUGAUCAGAAACAAGGCGUUUUCUCUAGAAGCUUCUCUAAACGGCUUUUAAGCAAAAGCUUCUGGAGAAAACCGGCGAGUCAAUCUCGCCGUGAAGUAACUGUCGUUGAAGGAGACGGAGAGAUCCAAUGGUGGAGAUCCGCCGCGUUUUUCCCGGACGAAGAUUGUUCGUCCGAUCUGAUUUCUCAAAUCUCAACCGUUGACAAAGCAACAUUCUCAAUCUCUCCAGCUGCUCCGAUCACGACGGUUGAAUUUAUCUCCGGUGACUCGUCGAGUUCCGGUAGCGAGUUUUUCACGAACUCGUCGUCGUCGUCGUCGGAGAUAGUACAGUCUUCUUCUUCAUCGUUCUCAUCGACGUCGAGCGGUGAAUCUGAACAAGUGUCGUCGAACGAAAACGACGCCGUGGAAGACGGGAUUGAGAGCGGAGAGAGAUUAAACGCACAUGACUGUGACGGAUCAUCUGUCAACCGCAACAGCCUGUGUAACAGAAAGGAAUGUGUGAACGAAGAAAAGGAACAACUUAGUCCAGUAUCAAUCUUGGAGUGCCCUUUUGAAGACGAUGAAGAUGAUGACGAUGAAGAAGACAAUGAAAUCAUUCCUAUUUCACACCAAAAUGAUACAUAUGAGAAAAUUGCAAGAAAAAGUAGGAGAUUAAAUGGUUUGGUACGGAUUGAGCCACUAGACUUGGAGAAACGCAUAGAGAAUUAUGAUGAAGAGAGACAAGAAGAGUACUCAUAUCACACGUUAGAAACCGAAGAGGAUGAAUCAGAAAACCGAGCAAACCGCUUGUUUGCUCUUGUGAAGUCAAGAAUCGGCGAAACAAACAACAUACUGGCUUCUAAAGUAGCUGAUAAUCUAUUGUUAGAUUAUCUUCAAGAAGAAAAUGUUGGAUCAAAAGAGGAAGCAUUAAUGGUGAAGAAAGUAGAAGAUUGGGUGAUGGAUAGACAAGACGAGAUCUUUAUGAGCUGGGAAGUGAGAGAGAAGAGAGAGGUUUAUGUGAAAGAAAUGAAAUGGGGUUGCAUUAAUGGAGAUGGGAGAGAAAAUGUGGUUGAAGAUUUGGCUAAUGGUUUCUUCACUUCCUUGGUGGAUGAAUUUAUCUUCGACUUAGCUUCUUAAUGAUAUUUAUAGUUUUUUUGUUUUGGUUGGGAGUUAAGAUUUUGACAUUGUGUUAUAAAGGUUAGAUUUCACGAUGUAUUAGAUAUAUGUUAUCUCGAAUAAAACUUUAUGUAGUUUGACAUAAAAGGGGAAUGAUUCGUAUUAAAAUUA